GCAUACGUCCAGUCCGAUUUCUAAAGUUAGCGCUGAAGACGCGGGCGUCUGAGUCGCUAAGUAGCGGGCAGAGCGCUCCAAAUCGCCCUGGAAACACGUUUUCCGUACAGCAACAUGGCCGCGCCCGUCGGCUCGUAGGAAAGGAGAAAUUGCUUUGCUGUGCAAGUGGCGUCUUUCAUGACCACUCUUUAGAAGGGUGCUGUUUUCAUAAUGCAAGUCUGGGAGGCGUCGUGCAAUUUUCUGACAGAGGAAGCGGUGAGGACACUAUCUUGAAUGACUCCCUGACUUGGAGGAUGUGGACCUAGUGGCCAGAUUCAAGGACCAAACAGAAAGUUGUGUGGAGGGCCCAGGAAGAUGGGAGGAUUCAAUUGAGAUUCCAGAAAUAAGAUCAAGUUUUAAUUCUCUUUUGGUAAAUUGGCUGAAAAUUUUGAAUUAACCCUGAAAUUAAAAGUUUAUAUUAAAACAUUACAUUUUUCCUUAAUGUAUCAUGAAUGUCAAAUUCUCUUUUGUUUAAAUGUCAAGUUUAUAUUCUUAUACGUGAAAUCUACCUGUGUAUAUGAAGUAUAUUUUUAUGGAAAUUCAGGACAUUUAAGAACUUAUCUGGAAAGUUGGGUUUUAUAUCUAGACCUUAAUUUCCAGAGUUUUUUUUUUUUUUUUUUUUUUUUAAAGAAGAAAAUGUCUGUGGUGCAUCAGCUGUCACCAGGAUGGUUACUAGAUCAUCUUUCUUUCGUUAACAACAUAAACUAUCAACUUCACCAGCAUCAUGAGCCUUGUUUGACCUCUUUUGGAAACUCUACUACAUUUAUUGCUUUUGACUCUACCUCUAAGCCAGAUUAUGAUGACAGAGGAAAUAGUGAAGUCUUCAUACAGAAAUAUGUUUUUCGAUCUGAGCUAUUUAAUGUCACCAAACCUUACAUAACUCCAGCUGUUCACAAAGAAUGCCAACAAAGGAAUGAAAAGGAGGAUCCAAUGAGUGGUGUUAAAGAAGAAAACUUCAAUUCUAUUAUUGGAAAGAAGCGUAAAAGAUGUGUUGUUUUCAAUCAAGGUGAAUUGGACGCUAUGGAAUACCAUACAAAGAUCAGGGGACUGAUUUUGGAUGGCUCUUCGGAGUUAAUCCAAGAAGGUCUCAAGAGUGGCUUUCUUCAUCCACUUUCUGAAAAAUGGAACAAGUGUAGUGAGCCCAUUACUUUACCACUUGAUACCUGCAAUUUGUCAGAAUUAUGUGCAAUGGCAAAGCAUUUGCCUUCUCUGAAUGAAAUGGAACUGCAGGCAUUACAAUUGACGGAAGAGGAUAUGUCUGUUACAGAACAGGAUUUAUUUUCACGGAUUGUUGAAAACAACUCUAGCUUUACAAAAAUUAUUACGUUAAUGGGACAGAAAUACCUGGUGCCACCAAAAAGCAGUUUUCUUUUGUCUGACAUUUCUUGCAUGCAUCUACUUCUGAACUGUAGGAAAACAUAUGAUGUAAUUGUGAUAGAUCCACCAUGGCAGAACAAAUCAGUUAAAAGGAGUAACAGGUACAGUUAUUUAUCACCACUGCAAAUAAAGGAGAUACUUAUCCCUAAACUGGCUGCUCCAAACUGCCUUGUUAUUACUUGGGUGACCAAUAGACAGAAGCACCUGCGUUUUGUAAAGGAAGAACUUUAUCCUUCUUGGUCUGUUGAGGUAGUCGCUGAAUGGCACUGGGUAAAAAUCACCAAUUCAGGAGAGUUUGUGUUCCCAUUAGAUUCUCCACACAAAAAGCCUUAUGAAGGUCUUGUACUGGGGAGAGUUCGAGAAAAAACUGCUGUACCGUUAAGGAGUGCAGAUGUAAAAGUGCUUCCUAUUCCAGAUCACAAGUUAAUUGUCAGUGUGCCCUGUACUCUUCACUCACAUAAGCCACCGCUUGCUGAGGUUCUAAAAGACUAUGUCAAGCCAGAUGGGGAAUGUUUGGAAUUGUUUGCUCGAAAUUUACAGCCGGGUUGGACUAGUUGGGGCAAUGAAGUUCUCAAAUUUCAACACAUGGAUUAUUUUGUUGCUCUGGAGUCUAGAAGCUGACUGUGGUCUUAAAGUUGUGAUUUUCUUCAGUUUUUCCCCACCCCUUCUUCCUUCAUUCUAACUGAUUGUUCCUUUUCUUACCAACCAGUAUGCUUAGAAAUGUAAACAGGACUUGGUUUUUCUGCAAAAGACCAUAAGUGACUAGUCUUUAUGUAAUUUUGAGAUGAAUUUACUUCAGUUGCAUUAGUAUUCCCCAUUAUUCCAGAUUCACUGUAAAUAAAAAGGCAAGCAGUUAGAAAAACGACAAGACUUUGUUAUUGAAAAAGUUCAGAAAGCAUGCACUGUGGACCAGAGGUCCUAAUUCUGCCCAUGGAUAUGUUUUGUUUGGCCCUGUGGUGUUGUAAAAAAAAUUUAAACCACCAUUCUAAAAAAUGAGGGAAUUUCACAUAAAGUCUAGAUUUCUGCUUUUCUUUAAACAUCAGAAACUCUGGCUGCACUGUGGUCUGUAUUCUUUCCUGGCAUCAGUAAGUAGGAACCACUGGUAGCAGCUCACUUGGGAAGGGACCUGUGUUUUGCAGUUUACUCCAUGCUACUCACUUGUGUUGUCUACUUGGCCCUUGUGCAACCUAAAUUUAUGACCUUCGGUAUACUGUUACAUUCUGGAAAAAAUACUGAAAGACCUACCAAGUCAUCAUUGUGUUGUGUUUAUGAAACAUUUUAGAGGGUUUUAAAUUGCAUUCAAGGUCACUUUUCAAGUGCUUCUUAGUUUUGCUUUGUUUUCUAGAAGAAUAUUUAAGAAAUAUUUCUUAUAAAAAUGUCAGAAAAUAAACAGUGCUUAUGAUUUAAAAGGUAUAUUAUUUACAGAUUUUCCACAAAUAUUUCUUUACUAAGUAAAAUAUUUUUACUGAAAUGAUUCUUUGAAAGGCAUGCUGAUUUAUUAUGUAUAAUCUUUUUUCAAAUUGAGAUAUAAUUUCACAUAAAAUUCUCCACUUUUUAGUAUAGUGUUCGAUGAGUUUAGAAAAUGUAUAUACAGUUGUCUAUCUACCACCAUAGUCAUAAUAUAGAACAUUUUCUUCACCUCCAAAACUCAUGUGUCCAAUUACAGUCAUUCCCUUCCUCCCACCCCUGGCCCUUGGUAAACAAUGAUUUGUUUUCUACCAUUAGUUUUGCUUUUUUAGAAUGUCAUGUAAACAGAAUCAUAGAAUAUGUAAUCUUUUGUGUCUGGCUUCUUUCCCUUAGCAUUUUGACAAAAAAGUAUUUAUACAAUUUACAGCUUUUUUAUAAAUAUUUAUCUGCUAAGUAAAAUGUUAGAUUGAAAUGAUUAUAUGACAAAAUUAAUUCAUUUACUGAUUUUGCCAAAGAGAAGUGUUAUUUUUGAAGUUUGUUCAUUCUUUGAGUGUGUGAAUAUGGUAAUAUAGGCUUAACUUUGUAUUUAUAGGGAUACUCUAACUUGUUACAGAAAUGGAAAAAGAUAUUAAACUCGAAGCAAACCUCUCCAAACCUCAUUUGAAACUCUUUCCAGCUUCUUGUAGUAUUUAUAGAUUUUAUGUAGUUUGUGGAAACAUUUUAUCCUCACCAAGUUUUUGGACUUUUAUUUUUGCAUCACAAAUCCUGAUACUUGAGAGAAAAAGAGAAUUUUUAUUCACUGAGUCUGGUAUUCAAAACACAGAAGUUUGUUUGUUUGUUUUUUUUUAAGAAACAGUGGUUCUAGUCUUACCUCUGCUCCUAAGGUGUACAAACUCUGGGCCUUGUUUGUAAUUCCUGUUUAAGUGUUGGGCUCUUUUUUGAACAAAGGAUGAUUCUGGAAAACGGAACAGUCACAUGCCAUGUGGGAACAAAAAGGCCAGACUAAGAUUAACCUUUGACUUCAUUACCAGAGUUUAGCCAACUGACCUAAUGAACUUUAUUAUCAAAUUUAUUUAAUAAGAUAUUUUCAUUCAGAGAUUUUUAUAUUACCUUUAAAACUUCUUAGGAUUUUCUUUUCUAUCGUAUUUUUUUACAGACUUAAAGUCUUUUAGGAUGCUUGGAAAUGCUCAGGCAAAGGGAUAGACCCUAUUACUCAGCUUUUAUUUGUAUCCUCUAGUCAAAGUUUGACGUAGUUUCUUUCAGUUUCUUGGCCACUUUAGGGAAGGGCCUUUUUUGUAUAGACGGUAAUAAGUUCAGUGUAGCAGUCUGCAUUCUGAAGCCAACUUGCUUAGGUUUGAACCCCAACUUUUUCAGCUAGUAGCUUAAGACUUUGAGAAAGGUAGUUAAGUCUCUAUGCUUUAGCCUCUUCAUCCAUAGAAAUGGGCAAUAAUAAUACUUAUCUCUCUUUAAAAAAAUUUUAUUUAUUUUUGAUAGAGAGAGACAGAGCAGAAGUGGGGGAGGGGCAGAGAGAGAGGGAGACACAGAAUCCGAAGCAGGCUCCAGGCUCCGAGCUGUCAGCACAGAGCCCAACGUGGGGCUUGAACUCACAAACCUCGAGAUCAUGACCUGAGCCAAGUCAGACGCUUAACCAACUGAGCCACCCAGGUGCCCUUAUAAUACUUACCUCGUAAGUUGUUAUGAGGAUUAAAUGAGUUGAUACACGUAAGGCACUUAGAUCUGGACUUGGAAUAUUUUAAGUGAUCAAUAAAUGUUUGAACUGCUUGCAUAUUUUUCAGUUUCAGGUCAAAAAGGUUUUCUAUCACAAUCUCUACUCAAAUUCAGGAGAUUCACCUGAAUACUCUCCAUAGAGUUUUUCUGUCUGAACAUCAUAUUUUCUUGAUCUUUUUCUUGAGAUCAGAUUUCCUAGCUUGUACCUGGUUUCUUACAUGAGGAAGAUUUGAAAUCAUUCCCAUUGUGGUCCUGCCUAAAAACAAGUAACUAAAAACAAAUUAAAACAAAGGCUAUAUUUAGUGUUGGGCUUCAGCUCUUGAUUGUGUACUGCCAUGCUGACUCUGAACUUCAUAGUUACUCCGCAUUGUUCUUUGAUGACUUCCAUAGGUGGUUAAUUGGUGGCCUUUCUGAUGUUUUUUCUACAUUCAGAGACUUUAGGCUCAUGUCAUGUUAAUUUUGGUUCAAAAUAGAUCUCUUACACUUUGCUAGAUGAUCUGUUACCCUUUAUAGGAACUUGGUUUUUAUGUGCAACCGCUGUGGACUGAAUGUUUGUACCCUUCCAAAAUUCAUAUGCUGAAACCCUAACCCUCAAGUGAUGGUACUUAGGGGUGUGGCCUUUGGAAAGCAAUUAGAGUUAGAUUAGGUCAUCACGGUAGGGCCCUCAUAAUAGGAUUAGUGGCUUUAUGGAACCUCACUCUGCAUACACACACCAAGAAGAGGCCAGGUGAGGACAGAACCAGGAAGAGAGAUCUCACCAAGAACCUGACCAUGCUGGCAUCCUGAUCUUGAGCUUUGACCCUCCUGAACCCUGAAGAAUAAAUGUUUAUUGUGUAAGCCACCCAGUUUAUGGUAAUUUGUUAUAGUAGCCUGGAACUGACUGAGACAGCCACCAAAGGGAUUUUCUAGUUGAUAAGGUAAAGACCAAGUAAAUAAGGCCUUUUUCUUCCAAUGGUCUGAAAGGCACCAGUGGGGAAUAGGAUUUUCCUCUUGGAUGUCAACAUUUUCAAGAGGCGAACAUUACUGUGGGCUGGUUGUUUUCUUGGAAGAGGACAGAGUUUAGUCCAUGACUUAGGUUUGGGCCUGGCUUUAAUUGCUCCCUUUGCUCUGUCCUUGUUAUAGGCUCUAUUUACUUUGUCCUAUUCUAGUUCUUCCAAUUCUGUGACUCAAACUCAUUCUUAUCAGAAACCCUAAACAUACCUUUUCAGGUUUGGUACCCUAGAGACAUAUCUUUAGUGAAUUUUUAUAUAUUCAGCUUUAGUGAGACUUUGGUUUUUUUCUUGAUAGUGAUUCAGAGGAGGAUUAUAAUUACAUUAAAGGGGCUUCCCUUCCCUGAAGAUGCUCUCCAGUUCACCUCAUUUGACUCCUAUCAUGCACCACUGGCCUACCGCACUCUGGGAAGCACCACAGUGCUGUUGGCAUAGCUCUCUGGUUAUCAGAGUUCUUGUACUUCAGUUAUGUCACUUUACCCUCAAAGCAGUUUUAUGAAGUUGUAGUUAUAAUGAAGGAACAGGUUCAUAGAGGCUAGCUGACAUGGCUAAUAAGCGAUAACUAAGACUUGAAUUCUGAUUCCUAAAUUAAGGCACUUUAUGUUGUAUCAUGUUUGCUAAUGAACCUGAGAUCUUAAUAAUAGGCUCAUUAGCUAAUAAUCAGAGGAUCUGUUGGGUGGCCUGAAGCGAUUUAGAAUGGUUUAUAUAUAAUGAUCCAAACAAACCUUUCUCAAUAUAUGAUAUCACCACUCUUGAAUUUUUAACACAGUAUUUUUUGUUAGAGAUUUUAGUGACAUUGGUUGAACUAAUAGCCCGAGUGCCACUCAGAAUCACUCAGAAUCAGACAAGCUGUUAAACCCGUUGACAUAAGCCAUUAGCACAUUUACCAUGCAAUCAUGUGUCCCUCAAUCAGAUUAGGCAUUUUAAGCUCACAUUUUUAAGGAAACUCUUCUGCAGAAUAUAGAAUUGGAUUUGAAGGCAGCUAUUCAAGUGGUUAGAAAGGAGAGAUUAAAUAAGGUAAGUACAGGUGCAAAUUAUUAUAUGUACCAUGGUGACCUGUUGUCAGUGUUUGGAUGUAUGGACCAACCCAGAACUCUGUAGGUGGUUUUAAUUAAAUUCAUGGCUCUAUUGACUAGUCUCCUCCAGCUUGAAAGCGAGUCAGAAUACCAUGAUAACUCCACAAUCAACCUUUCCCUCUAAAUAUUACUAGGAGUUUACCUAAAUCUUCUGGGGCUUCUGGGAACUUGAGGAGAACCUCUUGGACUUUUUCAGUAGCAGUCCAAGUCCUUGGGACUGUAUAAAAACCAAUUUAUCUCUAGGGGUGGAGAACAUGAGGAAAAAAUUUUUUUCAUUCACCAUUUACUUUUUCCAGUUAGGCUUUGGCCUGAUUAUCAGGUAACUGUGACACAACAUGGGACAAGUUUGGAUGACAGCUAAGGCAAAUGAAUGGUCACUUGUAGUAUUAAAAUCAUUUUUGGUCAGUAUCUUUAACAAAAAAUAUAAGGCACCCAGCUUGAUUUUUAGCUUCUUCUCCCAAAAUCACCCGCAUACAUCCUGAUUAUUAGUCAAACUGGACUGUUUGUUGUUACUUAAAUUUAGGACUCUCUACUUUUGCUCAUGGAUUUUCCUCAGUCAGAAAAAAAGACUAGGCUGUGGGAUCAGCUGGAUCUAUAUAUUGAGUCUUGAUAUUUAUCUUCUGAGUGUCUGAAUAAGUAUUUAUGCUAUCCUGUUUUCUGAGGAAUAAUAAGGGUAAUCUUUAGACCUAGUAGGAUUAUUAUGAAGUGAAGUAACAUAUGUGAAGGUAUCUAACAUAGGACCUGGUACCUAGAAGUUAUUCAAUGUAUAUGCUUAUUUCUCUGUAUUUACAGUCUUCCUGGCAACACCUUUUAUUUCAUGAUCCACUUUUUUCUUUCUUUCUAAAGGGAGGCUUUUAUACUUGCCCUUAGAGCCAUUUUCCACAUAUAUGGAUUAUCCAGAUAGGUUUUUCCUCACAUUUAUCAUGAAAACAGAAAGUGGUUUAUUCUUUAGGUGGAUCACUGAAAACAAACAAACAUAUAGAUGAAUUCAUAUCCUCUUGAAUACAUUGUGGGAGGUAGGAAAAAUUUUUAUUUAUGUUUCUCAUACCAGCAUAUACCUAGAACUGCCAAUAAUUAAUGAAUGAAUAAACUGACUCUUGGCCUCAAGUAUCUUUGAGUUAGGUAAGACUCAUGUUAGAAACCAUUAGAACAUAAUAAACCACAGUAUACAGUCAAAGACUAAAUGAUGGAAUAGGUGGAAAGUGAUGCACAAGUUUAGAGAAGCAGAUCACUUAGAGAUCACUAAGCAAUAUGAGAAACAGAGAACAGGAAACAAGUCUUGAUUAAAUUUUGGUUUAUUUACUAACUGUAGGAGUAACUGUGAUGAUGUUACUAGACAGUAGGCAGCUAAAAUGUGUGAGUUCAGAGAAGUUAAAAAGAAUUCUGUUCUUUCUAGAUUGUAAACUUCAAAAAUUUUUUCUCCAGAAAUCCAGAGGAUAUUAGUACAUGCAGUUUAUUUGAUCAAUUUAAUAGAACUAGAGGCUAAAUUAACUGAGGCUUUUUUACCUGCUUCUCUAGAUCUUCUACCUUUUGAAUGAGAAUGUUAUUUGGGCAUCUUUUCUAGAGUUGUCUAGCAGGAUUAUUAUUUUAAAUGUUUAUUUAUUUUGAGAGAGAGAGAGAGAGCAUGAGUGGGAGGGGUAGAGAGAGGGAGAGAGAGAAUCCCAAGCAGGCUCCACACUGUCAGCAUAGAGCUUGACAUGGGGCUCUAUCUCAUGAACUGAACUGUGAGAUUAUGACCUGAGCCGAAAUCAAGAGUUGGAAGCUCAACCAACUGAGCCACCCAGGCGCCUCUUGUAGGAUUAUUUUUAUGAUUCUAUAGCUGUAUUGAGGUAUAAUUGAUACAAAUUGUGUAUACUUAUAAUGGAUAGUUUAAUGAGCUUUGACUUAUGUGUGUACCUGCAAAGCCACCAUCACAAACAAGAUAAUAAACAUGUUAUCAUUAUCUCCCAAGAUUUUGUCAAGAUCCUAUAUAAUCCAUCUACCAUAACUACCCCUCUACAUUUUAUCCCUAGGCAAUCACUGAUCUGCAUUCUGUACCGUGGAGUUGUGUGCAUUUUCUAGAAUUGUACAUAGAUGCCCUAACAAAUUAACACAAUCAUAAUGGCUUAAAAAAACACUCAUUAUUAGUUUACAAUUUUGUAGGUCAGAAUUCUGGCAGUCUCACCUGGGUCACUGCCUAGGAUCUCAGAACACCAAAAACAAGGUGUUGUCUGGGCUGAACUCUUAUCGAGGCUUUAGGGAAAAUCCAUUUUUAAGGUCAUUCAGGUUGAUAGCCCAAUACAGUUCUGUUUCCUUGAUAGCUGUCAGCUAGGGAUCAACUCUCAGUCCUUGCCCAUGGCUCCCUCUAUCUUCAAAGUCACAAUAGCACUUUCAGUAACUAGCCUUCGACUCUAACUUCUCCAUGUGCUGUCAUCUAGAGAAAGUUCUCUACUUUUAAAGGGCAUUUAUGCUUAGAUUAGACCCACUUGAAUAAUCUCCCUUUUGUGAGUGUUAAAGUCAUUAUAUUCACAGGUUCCAACCAAAUUCAAAGGGGAGGAGACCUUACAGUUGUGAAGCUCUUUGGGAGUCUUUCUUAGAAUUUUGCCUACCAUGGGCCCAGCCUCUGGCCCCCAGAAUUCCAUGUCUGUCUCACAUGUAAAAUACAUUGAGCCCUUCCCAAGGUUUGCAAGGGUAUCAUUUCAUUAUAGCAUGAAUUCAAAGUCCACGAUCUCAUCUAAAUUUCAUCAACUUAAAAGCCCCAAAUCUCAUCAUUUAAAAAAUCUAAAUCAGGUUAGAACAGAAGCUUCUGGUAUAAUCCAUUAAGUACAGCUUCUGGGAAAAUUUCCUCUCCAUUUGUGGACCUGUGGAACUCAAGAAACAAGUGACCUGCUUCUAACACAACCAACAUACAAUAGCGGGACAGUUAAAGCAUUAGAGUUAUAGCUAUUCUAGUUAAAAAAGAAGAUAUGGGAAAAAAUGGCCUUACUUAAAUCCAAAUCAGUCUGAAAAUCUAGCCAGGUGAACUCUAGGCAGACUUUCUUGAUUAGGAUUCAAUAUAAGUUUAGUAAGGCCUGGCAAUAACCCUGGCUCCCAGCACUUAGGGCUCUUGGCUCCACCCUCUGAGCUAUGGUUCAUCUCUCUUGGCUUUGGUUUUCAUCCUUUGUGUCAUCCUUCCUUUUCUGUGAAAGGUAGCAUGUGUUUACAGCUGACUACUUUUAUCAGCCUGGCAGUAUAAUUGGAGUAUAAUUGACAGCUUUCUUUUAAUUUUAUACUCUCUCCCUUUCAGCCUAAGCUGGUAUAAUUUCUGCUGCUCUAAAAUUCUCAAGAACCUUGUGGACCUUGUUUUGAAUUCAAGGGGAUUCACUCAUCAGACAAGAGCCAGAUCCACAGAUUUUGAAAAGAUAAUCCCUUCUCUUUUUUUGCCUUUUCCUGAAAUGACUGAGGGCCAAUCCUGUUAAACUUCCUUGAGUCCUCUUGGUUGGUUGAGAAGAUCUAUUAGGAAUACUCUUCAUCUCUCUGAAGAAUUUUUUGUAUGCCUGAAUACUCUGGCCUUUUAAUCUUUCCAAGGUUUCAUCAAAGGGUUGGACAGUCACCUACCCAGCCAUUUCUUUAUGCCAUGAUUUCAGAAGCACUCUCUUACUUUUAGCAUAUUUUGCCACCUGGAAAGGCCAAGAAUUUCCUAAAUCAGCAUCUUGAUUCCUUAAGACGCUUCCCCUCAGUUUAUCUCCUUUUGCAUUUUACUAUAAGCAGCAAGAAGAAACUAGGAAGCACCUUCAACACUUUGCUUGGACAUCUUAGCUAAAUAUUCAAGUUUAUGACUUUUGAAUUCUGCUUUCCACAUAACUGCAGGAUAUGAUUUGGCUACAUAUUAUGCCUUUAUAUAACAAGGAUUUCCCUCCCCUAGUUUCCAGUGACAUGUUCCUUAUUUCUUCUGAGCUCUCACCAGCAUCAUCUUUAACUGCCACAUUUCUACUCAUAGUUUGUUCAGGACUUCAGUCAUCCUCCUCCAAAUUCUUCCAGUCUCUGCCCCCUGCCCAGUUUCAAAGUCACAUUUUAGGUAUUACCACAGCAUCCCACAUCUAGGUACCAGAGUGUGUGUCACUUUUUUUUUUUUUUUUUUUAAUUAUCGUGUAACAAAUUACCACAGACAUAGGGAUUUAAAACCAUCUUUUUUUUUUUUUAUUAUUAUUAUUAUUUUUUUUAAUCUCACAAAUCUGUAGGUAAGAAUUCUAGGUGGGCUAGACUGGAUUCUUGGCCUAUGGUCUCAAGGCUAAAAGCAACGGGUUGGUCAAGCUGGACUCUUAUCUGGAGGCUCUCAGGAAGAAUCUGCUUCCAACUUCAUUCAGAUGGUUGGCAGAAUUCAGUUCCACGUGGUUGUAGGACAGGUCGCUUGUUUCCUUGCUGGGCCACAGCAGUGGUUGCUCUCACCUUGCGGAAGCUGCACUCCCAUCCACUUUCAGAACCAGCAGCAGUGUGUCAAAUCCUUCUUGUGCUUCUGAUCGCUGCUAUCAGCCAGAGAAAAGGCUCUGCUUUUACAGGACUUAUGUGAUUAGGUUGGUCCAGCUGGAUAAUCUCCCUUAUUAUAUAGCAUAAUCAUGGGAGUGAUAUUUCCUAUUCACAGGUUCCACUCACAGUCCAAGAAGAGGGGAUUCUACUGGGUUACUGGGGGUCAAUUAAGAAAAUUCUUAAAAUUUUCCUAUAUUAAUUUUUUUGGUAGGCCUUUGUGGUGUUUUUAGUGUGGGGAAAUUAUAAAUAAAGUCUCUAUGAGCAUUUGUAUGUGAAUUUUGGUAUAGAUCUAUGUGUUCAUCUCUUUUGGAUAUAUACCUCAGGGUGGAAGGUCUGGGUCAUAUGGUAGGUAUAAGUUUAACUUUUUAAGAAAUAGUGUAUUCCAAAGUGAUUGUAUUAUUUUAUAUUCUCUACAAGCAGCAAAUGAGAAUUCCCGUUUACAUCCUUGUCAAUGCUUGGUAUGGUCAUUUAGAUUUUAGCUAUUACAUGAAGUAAUAGCUCAUUGUGGCUUUAAUUUGUAUUUUCCUAGUGACAAAUGAUUUUUAGCCUCUAUCCAUGUACUUAUUUGCUAUCUGUAUAUCUCCAGUGAAGAAUCUGUUCAAAUCAUUGCCUGUUUUUUAUUUGGUUGGUUGUUUUUAUAUUAUUGAGUUGUAAGUGUUCUUUAUAUAUACUUGAUACAAGUUCUCUGUUUAAUAGGUUUUAAGAUGUUUUUUCCUAGUCUGAGAUUUGCCUUUUAAUUUUCACAGCAACGUCUUUUGUUUGUUUUAAACUUUUUUUUUUUUUUUAAUUAUAGGUUCACAGGAAGUUGCAGAAAUAUAUGUAGGGAGGUCCUGUGUACCCUUUAUCUAGUUUCCCCCAAUGGUAACAUCUUGCAUCUUGAAUAACUGUUGUACAAUAUCAAAGUCAGCAAAUUGACAUUGGAGCUAUCCACAGAGCUUAUUUAAACUUCACCAGUUUUACAUGGACCAGUGUGUGUAUAGGGCUGUGCAGUUUCAUCACACAUGCAGAUUUGUGUAAUUAUCACCAUUGUCAAGAUACACAACUCUUACAUCCAGGAAUUAGGACAUGUAUAUCUUUGGGGUGCUAUUAUUCUGCCUGUGCUGGUUACAAAAUAUUGUUGGAAUUUUCAUAGGGAUAAAUUAAAUCUAUAUAUCAAUUUAGGAAAAAUUGAUGUAUUUACUAUAUUGAAUCUUUAAAACCCUGCUAUAGCUCUCUGUUUAUUUGGGUCUUCUUUGAAUUUUUUAAACAGUAUUUUGUAAUUUUCAGCAUACAGAUCCUUGCAUUUUUUUUUUUUUUUGACUUUUAGUUCUACUUAUGUUUAUCACUGCUAACCUGUCUUUCUCAAUCCCAUACCACACUGCCACCCCACUGUACAUGCUGUGGUCAAAUUUACACCUAAGCGUUUCAUUUUCUUUGGCACAAUUGUAAAUGGUAUUGUGUUUUAAAUUUUAGUUUCUGCAUGUUUUUGUUACUAAAUAAAAUGUGAUGAAUUUUUAUGUGUU
This is a messenger RNA of Panthera uncia (snow leopard), 12603 nucleotides long. RefSeq names its product methyltransferase 4, N6-adenosine (gene METTL4). Gene Ontology annotation, cellular component: cytosol; nucleus; RNA N6-methyladenosine methyltransferase complex. Gene Ontology annotation, molecular function: RNA methyltransferase activity; site-specific DNA-methyltransferase (adenine-specific) activity; nucleic acid binding. The record is from RefSeq and is a predicted model, not a curated record. The transcript is spliced from 9 exons. Bases 481 to 2037 code for a protein of 518 amino acids. NCBI's taxonomy places the organism in Eukaryota, Metazoa, Chordata, Mammalia, Carnivora, Felidae.